Rhagoletis zephyria (snowberry fruit fly) is the source of this 1467-nucleotide messenger RNA. RefSeq lists its product as uncharacterized. The record is from RefSeq and is a predicted model, not a curated record. Lineage: Eukaryota; Metazoa; Arthropoda; Insecta; Diptera; Tephritidae.
AUCAUGGUCAUACUACCAAUGCCGGAUGCGUAUUUGGCGGAAUGGCACCUUCGACUCCUGGAGGAAUCUUUGGUGGAGCUUCCAAAUGCUAGUUCCAUAUUCGGAGGAGGCGCCCCACAAAAUCUAUUUGGUCAAACGCUGACAAGUACUGAUGUUACUGUUGGACGUUUUGGGCGCGCGCAGCAAGGGACCGGAGGUUUGUUCAGCCAAUCAUUACUACAGCAGCAUCAAAUUAAACCUUCGUCCAUCGUAGGUUUGUGUUCUUCCCAAGCUCAACAGAACGCAGGUGGUAGUUUAUUUAACCAAAGUAUUCAGAAGCAGCAAAUAACAAAUGGGGGAAACGUUUUUACCCAAUCCACGCAAUCUCAACAAAUGCAAACUCCGCCGAAUUUUGGCAUGUACCAGAGCAACAAACAGGAGGCGCAAUCAGUUUUUGUACAGCAAAAUGUUUUUUCACAACAAACCCCUGGUUGCAUAUUUGGUCAAGUGGCACAAACUACGUCUUCUGCCAACUUAAAUAAUUUAUUUGCUCAAUCGCUCAGCGCACCAAAUGGCACAGCACAUUUUACUAAUACAGCAGCAAUACCCUCACAAAGCGUAUUCGUCCAGGCAUUGUGUCAAAAUCAGAAUACACCUGCAAACAUUUUUUCUCAACCUGACGAAACAAUUGCAACGACUUCUGUUUCAAUGGAACCACCUACAAAUUUUUUCCAACAAACCCCUCGUUCCAAUCAGUCAACUGCUUUCGGGAAGCAAGUGGGUGAAAACACCUCAUCUCAGGCUCUAUUGCAAUCACCGGUAGUAAGCAGUUCUGUUUACAGUAAAUUGGCGGAUCUAACACCUGACGAAAUUGAAGCUUUUAAAGCGGAUGCUUUUACUCCCAGGAAAAUUCCAAAUGUUCCUCCACCUCCAGAGUUUAUCAAUUAGUUUAAAACAAAUUUUACAUUUUCAUUGGUAUCCUUGGGAUACUCCUCUCCUUUAAAAGUCCAACCGUAAAGCGUUAAUAAAUGAUAGCACCAUUGAAGCAAUAUGCAAUAAAAUUUAAGAAGGCACCUUAAAUCUAGUGUGGACAGGAGAUUGGAGUUUCUCCAGCAUUGAUUUAUAAUUUUAUUUAAUUUUUUGUGCGAAGUUUGCCGGCCAUUUGUUGAUAUUUUCCCUCCAAGUCGCGAAAUUUAUUUUUCCUGCAAUCCGGCGUGGGAAGAAUAUCUGCAAUCCUAUCAACUUUACGUGGUGUGAUGCUCCCAGGGAUCUGUAUUGUAUUCAGAUUGGAAAUAAUCAUUUUCUAUAUCUCCUUUGAAAAUUUCGUCAUUCGUUUAAUACACUUUGCACUCAAAAAUUCAAAAAAGAUUUCGCGCUUCCCCACUUAAAUGAACGCCAUGUGUUUUUUUUUUCAAUAAAUUUCGUGUUCACUUUCAGUAAAUGCGAAUAUUAAAUCAAUUUAUAAUAUAAAUUUUUUUUCAGUGCUGA